CAUUUCGAGGCUCCCCGAGGUUCGGCCCUUACGUCAACGCUCCUGGAGACCAACGAUCAUGGCGUCAACACGCAGUUUUGCACGUACAGAAGCGGCGUUCGUCACCGUGGCGUGGAUCCUCGUCGGCUCCUUGUCGGCGGCUUCGGGGCAAGAUACACAUCAAUGCCAACCGAGCUCCGUGAAGGAGUGCUACCUGAACUAUGGAAACGCACUGUCGUGGGAUGAAUUUAGGCUUAACCAGGAGGGCAACUAUGACGAAGACGAAUACAAGAGAGGUUGCAGCCGCAUCACAGAAAAGCUACCGUGCCACGCAGACCUUACAAAGUGCCCUGAAGCAAUAAAGGGUGACUACAGGAUCCAGGAGAGAGGCUACGAGGCAAUGCGCAACAUUGUCUGCGAUAAUACUCUCAGAGAAUUUCACAAAGCCUUCCAGUGUAGGGACCAGGAGAAGCUGGAAGCCUGCGGGAGAACGAUGGGAACGGCAUCCGAUCCACAGGAUGCUGGCACACCGUCCCCCGUGGAAGAGUACUGCCGCCUACAACGCAUCGCGGAAGCCUGCUUCGAGCAGGCAUUCAACUCAUCGUGCCUGCUGGCGACGAAGACGGCCAAGGCUACGAUUACGAGGGUUAUAGGCGCCCUAGCCCUUCUCGGUGACUGCGCUUCUUCUGCACAUGCAGUUGUGGCUUCUAGAGGAUUUCUUGUGCUCCUGGUUGCCCCCGUCCUUCUGAGUUUAUCGAGAACUUGACCAGAGUACUGAAAAACAGAAAUACAGCUAACUCCAAUGUGGCCUCACCGCAGCCUUUCAAAUGCCGAGCACAUUUUACCGUCUCUACAGGGAGCUCGAAGCCGUGCUUUGGUGAAGGAAGCUUAGGGUAAAAUUGACAAUUUGCGAUGUCGUUUCACCCCUUGGCUGCAUCCAUUUGUAUCAAGUGACUGUGGCCAGGAUAUCAUCGUACAUCACCUAGUUUGUCAAUAAAAAUGCGCAGAGAAGCGCUGCUCUAUCACACCUACGUCUCGUCACAUUUUACCUGCCUGCAGCCUUUUUCUCAUUCUGGCGCUGCGUGAUUACUUGGUGUAUUUAAGCGACCCAUUUUACUAACUUAAGAGGCUAACUAAUAUAAUCAGGAAUUCCUUGUUCCUAUAGGAGACAAAGCAGUAAAAAGACAAUCGAAUAUAUAUGAACUUAGUGCAUAAUUUCGCGCAUUCCAUCUACAGAAACAACCUCACCAAUAACGUCGUGCUAUUAAAACAUAAAUAAA
Molecule: messenger RNA, 1259 nt
Organism: Dermacentor silvarum
Lineage: Eukaryota; Metazoa; Arthropoda; Arachnida; Ixodida; Ixodidae
Exons: 5
Coding region: 59-745 (228 amino acids)
Source: RefSeq, a predicted model, not a curated record